AUGGCCCCUCCUCUUCCCAUCAUUCCGACCACCGGCAUAGCAUCCGAUGCCCCUCUUGUUCCAGCGGCAGCAGCAGCGCAGGUCCCACUCCCGCAUUCAUUGUCGCCCCCGUUACAAAUCGACUCGCACGACGACACCCUCAGCAGUGCCGGUACCGUUUCGCACCAAGCACUACCAGACCACAACAAUUUCCACGAGCACAACGGUUACCAUGAACAGCCCCAACACCCCAUCCAAUUCCAGCCCCUCGACCACAGCGUAAACAAUUCUCCACGCUCGUACUACCCGGCCGAUCAAACCGACAGCGAACCGACCGCCCGUUAUGCAACACCGCCCGUGGCGGCGCCUGCUAUAUCUCGCCCAUCUUCCGGGCUCUCGGGACAAGGCGCCGGGUAUGGAGCAGACCACGUGUCCAGGGCAGGGAGCAACGGCGCAGCGGCCGAGUCGUCGCAGGCGCCCGGGCGCAACCAUGUGGUGAUCAAGGUCGGCAUGGUGGGCGAUGCCCAGAUCGGCAAGACCAGCCUGAUGGUCAAGUACGUCGAGGGCAGCUGGGACGAGGACUACAUCCAAACGCUGGGCGUGAACUUCAUGGAGAAGACGAUUAGCAUUCGCAACACCGAGAUCACGUUCAGCAUCUGGGAUUUGGGCGGCCAGCGCGAGUUUGUGAACAUGCUACCGCUGGUGUGCAACGACGCAGUGGCGAUCCUGUUCAUGUUCGACCUAACACGGAAGAGCACGUUGAACAGCAUCAAGGAGUGGUACCGCCAGGGCCGCGGCUUCAACAAAACGGCCAUUCCUGUCCUCGUCGGCACGAAAUACGAUCACUUUGUGAACCUGUCGCGCGAGGAGCAGGAGGAAAUUUCCAACCAAGCCCGGCGCUUUGCCAAGGCGAUGCGCGCAGCGCUCAUCUUCAGCAGCACGAGUCACAGCAUCAAUGUUCAGAAGAUCUUCAAGAUUGUACUCUCCAAGGCCUUCGACUUGAAAUGCACCAUUCCCGAGAUCACCAAUGUCGGCGAGCCAUUGCUCAUUUAUCAGUCCUGCUAA
Dichotomopilus funicola is the source of this 1044-nucleotide messenger RNA. RefSeq names its product septum-promoting GTP-binding protein 1. The coding region runs from base 1 to 1044 and encodes 347 amino acids. Gene Ontology annotation, molecular function: GTPase activity; GTP binding. The transcript has 3 exons. Gene Ontology annotation, cellular component: spindle pole body. Gene Ontology annotation, biological process: positive regulation of mitotic division septum assembly. The record is from RefSeq and is a predicted model, not a curated record. NCBI's taxonomy places the organism in Eukaryota, Fungi, Ascomycota, Sordariomycetes, Sordariales, Chaetomiaceae.